CCCAUCAUGUCUGAUCAGCCUACGGAUGUCCUCAACACAAUCAAUCUCGUCACACAAUGUCUCUGUAUUCCGGUCGUCACUCUUUUCGUCGGGUUGCGCUUUUACACUCGACUCCGAUUCAAGCAAUCGUUAGGGGUUGAAGAUUAUGGCUGCACCAUAGCAUGGCUAUUGUUCAUGGGAUACUGCGCAAUCGGUAUCGUCAUCGGCCAACAUGGCGGCGGCUAUCACUUCGAUGAACUGGACGACGCCACCAAAAUCCAAUUCAAAAAGUUUUGCUACAUCGCAACAAUCCUUUACUGCCCAAUGGCUCUCUUCGUCAAAAUCGCCCUUCUCUCAAUCCUCACCCGCAUCUUCUCUCCUUACCGCGGCAAAGUCUGGUUCAUCUACAUCUUCCUCGGCUGUCUCUGCUGCUACUACAUCGUCGCCCUCAUCAUCAAGAUCCGCAUGUGUGACCCGAUCCCAAUGUACUGGCUGGGUCCAGUGGAAGGCGGCUCCUGUCUCGAUCAAACAGCCGCACUAAUCGCCGACUCGGUUAUCUCUGUAGUUAGCGAUAUCAUCAUUCUCAUCCUCCCCCUGCCGCUCACGUGGUCGCUGCAAAUGUCGCGCAACCGAAAGCUGCGCGUUAUGGGUCUUCUCGGUGCCGGCGGUUUGGCUACUGGGUUCAGUCUGUACCGUCUGGUCCUCGUGCUGAAGGAUGGUAAUUCGAGCGAUAUGAGUCUGAUGUUCGUUCGAGUUAUCUUGUCUGGAAACGCCGAAGGAGGCGUCGGCCUAAUCUGCGCCUGUCUCCCAAUCCUCAACGUCCUACUCGCCUACUACAAAAAGACCGUCUCCGACAAAUACUACCAACACAGCUCGAACAUGGCGCUCAGCGAACGCGAACGCAAAUCCGCCCCGUCAAAGGUCGCCUCGGAAUGGGACAAGGCCACCGCAUUCGGUGACCAGAGUCAUCUGAUUUCCUUCGCUGGCGCGCCCGAGGCUAGCGAGUCUUCUUAUAACCCCGAAGAUGGAAUUCGGAAGACGGUCGCUGUUUCUCAGACUAUUGAGACUUCAUGA
Molecule: messenger RNA, 1053 nt
Organism: Penicillium antarcticum
Lineage: Eukaryota; Fungi; Ascomycota; Eurotiomycetes; Eurotiales; Aspergillaceae
Exons: 5
Source: RefSeq, a predicted model, not a curated record